AUGGAUGAUGGUGAUAACGCAACCAGCUUUCUGGAGGUUUUUUCCCAGAAACUUAACGCAUUUUAUCGUUUUAGUCGUCCUCAUACCGUUAUUGGCACUAUUAUAGGGAUACUAUCGGUUUCCCUUCUUCCGGUAGUAAAUGUUGCUGAUUUGACUCCCACAUUUUUCAUGGGAUUAUUGAAGGCUUUGGUGCCCUCAAUAUUGAUGAAUAUUUACAUUGUGGGUUUAAAUCAGUUGUUUGAUGUUGAAAUAGACAAGGUUAAUAAGCCUUAUCUUCCCCUCGCUUCUGGUGAUUUCUCGAUGGGAACAGGAACUGCAAUUGUUUCCGCGGCUUUAUUGAUGAGUCUGGGUAUGGGGAUUAUUUCUAAAUCUCCACCACUGGUUUUUGCUCUCCUCAUAGGCGGUCUGCUUGGAACUGUUUAUUCCGUCGAGCAUCCCUUUCUUAGAUGGAAGAGACACCCAUUUCUGGCUGCAAGUUGCAUCCUGUUUGUGAGGGCACUUGUUAUUCAACUUGCUUUCUUUAUACACACUCAGAAAUAUGUGCUUGGUAGACCUAUAGUAAUCACAAAAUCAUUGUUAUUUGCUACCGCUUUCAUGUGCUUCUUCUCUACUGUUAUAGCACUAUUUAAGGAUAUACCUGAUAUAGAUGGCGACAGAUAUUUUGGCAUCCAAUCCUUUAGUGUCAGCCUAGGUCAAGAAAGAGUAUUUUGGCUUUGUGUUCAAAUGCUGUUGAUGGCUUAUGGAGCUGCUGUAAUGGUGGGAGCUUCUUCAUCUUCCCUAUCAAUUAGCAAGCUUGUCACUAUACUGGGCCACUGCACACUCGCCUCCUUUCUGUGGCUUCGAGCUCGAUCUAUUGAUCUCUCAAGUAAAGUAUUGAUAACUUCUUUUUACAUGUUCAUUUGGAAGUUAUUCUAUGCUGAGUAUUUCCUUAUUCCAUUUGUACGCUAA
This is a messenger RNA of Pistacia vera, 948 nucleotides long. Its product is annotated as homogentisate geranylgeranyltransferase, chloroplastic-like. Gene Ontology annotation, cellular component: membrane. The coding region runs from base 1 to 948 and encodes 315 amino acids. The record is from RefSeq and is a predicted model, not a curated record. NCBI's taxonomy places the organism in Eukaryota, Viridiplantae, Streptophyta, Magnoliopsida, Sapindales, Anacardiaceae. Gene Ontology annotation, molecular function: prenyltransferase activity. The transcript is spliced from 11 exons.